AUGCUCCAUCUGGAAUCGCUAAUUUGCUAUUCAUGCAAAACGGACAAUAAUAAAAUCACACUGUUUGAUAACGAUUCGCGGCGAGCAUUUGUAGGCUCCUGUGGUCAUUCGAUAUGCUUAACCUGCGCAAAAUCAAACCCCCACCAAAAGUGUCCAAAGUGCCAGAAAAACGGUGCAUUUGAAAAUGGAACCAUCAAUUUUAGUUCAUCAGACAUAAUCGAGAACUAUGAGAAAAAUGUGUUUGACAUUAUUCGGAAAUCGACGCACAGCUCGGUGAGCGGGGUGUCUGGAGAGAGAGAGAGAGAGAGAGAGAGAGAGAGAGAGAGAAAGAGAGAAAGAGAUAGAGAGAUAGUGGAAAAUCGAGCAUUUCAGAAUUCAAGUUCCGGAUUUUGUUCCGAAUGCGGUGCAAACGAGUUGUUGAGAAUGUGUGAAACAUGUUUUUCCAAAAAACUCAUAGAGACUCGCCGUCUGUCCAAAUAUGCCAUAUGUGUUCACUGUGCAACUUCAUUUAAAUACAUCAAUGGCUGUCAGGGUUCCGAAGAAUGCGAAUACUGUAAAGACCCUAAUUCAUCCAACAUUUUAUGGAACAUGGAACACCUGGACAUGGAUAGUUUCAAACUUUGCGCGGAUUGUGUUUUAAAUGAUCAUCAGGAGCACAGAACCUUCAAAAUUUCCCCUCAAACAGAAUCAUUUUUCUAUUUUGAUGUACCAGUGAUUAGAAAUGAGACGUCGAUCCCAAUACUUUCCGAACUGCUCAAGAAAAAACUGCACGUGCCACAUGACAAGACAAAGUGCGAGUUGAGAUAUAUGCGAAUGCAGGCGAGCGCUGAGAAAGUAAUUCAGGCACUUUAUGGCCGGCUUGGAGAGCACACUAAAGAAAUAUCUAAAGAAAUAUCUUGCUUGGAGUUACAAUAUAACGACUACCAUCUAUUGAAUGAAACGUGUGCAUGUGUGAAAGUUUGGAAGAAUAUAGUGGAUUCGAAUGCCGUUGACGUUUUUGGGAAUUGUCCUCAUUUUGAUUCAUUGGUUAAAAAGAAUAAAGAUUUGACAGAAGGAUGUCCGUGGCACUAUGAGUCCAGUGAGAAUGAGAAGAAAGAACUGAUGGAGAUUAUUGAGAAAGGGGAGGAUCAAAAAUCUCCACUCAAUCUGGAACUGGUAGUCGAAGAUAUUCUCGAUGGAGUACGGCUGCAAACUGGUCAUUAA
Caenorhabditis briggsae is the source of this 1203-nucleotide messenger RNA. The transcript has 5 exons. Lineage: Eukaryota; Metazoa; Nematoda; Chromadorea; Rhabditida; Rhabditidae. The record is from RefSeq and is a predicted model, not a curated record. The coding region runs from base 1 to 1203 and encodes 400 amino acids.